AUGUCUUCAUCGCACAAGAGUGGUGCGGUUCAGGCUCCUGACCAGUUGCCCUGGAACCCCAACUGCGCUCGAUUCCCCUCGCUGAGGGAUUUGCCCAAGUUGCCUGGCGCCCCGGAGGGCGCGGCUUGGGUCUGGGGAGAAAAUGAUCAGCUGGGGCGCUUGAAUCUGCUCACACCGCAACGGGUUAAGCAAUCUGCUCAGGAGAUGGUCACGGGAGAGAUGGUGCGAUUGGAUCUUCCUCUCAACGUGCCUGAGAAACCGGCCUUUGAUCGGGAGGUUUUCAAGCAUACAGUGAAGACUCUCGUCGAUGGUAUCGCCUACGAUGAUUGCUAUUCCUUGAACACCCAGAGUGGCACUCAGUGGGACGGAUUCCGUCAUUUUGCGCAUUGCGAAACCAAGCUCUUCUACAACAAGGCAACGAGCGAAGACUUUGUCGGUGAGAAAGCAAAUCUCCGUUGCAGUAUCCAUCACUGGGCCGAACAUGGUGUCGCCGGCCGCGGAAUUCUGCUCGACUACCGCGAUUAUGCACUGAAGAACAACAAGCCCUACGAUCCCAAUUCGUCACAUGCCAUCUCGCUCGACGAACUCAAAGCCUGUGCCGCCUCGCAAGGAAUCGACAUCCGCCCCGAGUCCCAGGGAGGCGACAUUCGUGUCGGCGACUUCCUCCUGAUCCGAUCCGGCUUCGUGGAGAGGUACGACGCGCUGAGCCCGGAGGAACGCUAUGCCGCCGCGACUCGGUCUCAUGAGGAUCUGAGCUAUGCCGGUGUCGCACGCGACGAGGACAUGCGCCAGUGGCUCCAUGAUUGCUACUUUGCCGGGGUGGCCGGAGACUCGCCCACAUUCGAAGUUUGGCCCGUCCCGGCGAUGGACUUUUUGCACCAAAGCCUCUUGUCACUCUGGGGCUGUCCCAUUGGCGAGAUGUGGAAUCUGGAAAAGUUGGCCGAAAAGUGUCGUGAACGGGGCAAGUGGACGUUUUUCAUGACCAGCGCACCGGCAUAUGUUCCCGGUGGUGUUGGUUCUCACGCCAAUGCGACUGCGUUCCUGUAG
Penicillium oxalicum is the source of this 1047-nucleotide messenger RNA. RefSeq lists its product as uncharacterized. NCBI's taxonomy places the organism in Eukaryota, Fungi, Ascomycota, Eurotiomycetes, Eurotiales, Aspergillaceae. Gene Ontology annotation, molecular function: arylformamidase activity. The record is from RefSeq and is a predicted model, not a curated record. Bases 1 to 1047 code for a protein of 348 amino acids. The transcript is spliced from 5 exons.